GAUGCGAGGACGUUCGGGGUCAUGACCCCGGAGUAAUGUUUAGGGAAAAGGUGGUGGGAGAUGGAGGAGCCUGGAGUCUACAAUGGCAAACAGAGUGCUGGAGGAUGAGUUUGUGCGAAACUUAGCAAAGCUGCUCCGAAACCACGGUGACUCUGUACUGAAUGGGACAAGUACUCUGUCGCUGUUAACUGUUGGCCUCCAGCUCCUCCACAAUCUCUUUGAGCAGCACCUCCUGCCACGCAAGUACCAGCAUGGGUUCAUCGCACUGCCCUCCCACCCUUCUGAUACUGCCUCCGUCCUUGAGGUGCAGUUCCUUUUCGAUGUUCUACAGAAAACUGUCUCGCUGAAGUUGGUACAUCCCCCGGGUCCCAAACUUCAGACACCUGUGAAGAUCAUGGCUUUUAAAUCUCUCCGAUUUUUAGAGUUGAAGCGGGUACCCCCUCACUGUCUGGAAGGGCUGCGGUUUGUCUACACGCGACUCGAGAUCCUUGUCUGUUCAAGCUGCAUCAACACAAUUGAGGAAAUUAUCUCGGUCUGCGGUGGAGACCUGAGCUCUGCACUCCCUUGGCUUGAUUUGCACACGCUCAAUUUCAGCAACAACUUUAUCACCUCCCUGGACAGCUCACUGGCCCUGCUCAGUGUGCUACGUAUUCUGGACCUGAGUCACAACCGAAUACGGGACUGUGCAGAGCACCUCAAGCCCCUGUCAGAACUCGAAUAUGUUAACUUGAGCUACAAUCUUCUGGAAAGAGUGCCCGUCUUCAGCUCCUGCUCCCGAGUUCAGCUGACCACUCUGCUCCUGCGCAACAACAAUUUGGAGAAUAUUAAUGGAGUUGAGCAUUUAUCACAUUUGAAACACCUGGAUCUGGCCUACAACAUGAUCUCGGAGCAUGCCCAGCUCGCUCCUCUGUCCCAGCUACACAGCCUAAAGGAGCUCUUCCUUCAAGGGAAUCCUGUAUGUUACCAAAAACGUCAUCGACCCUGUACUAUCUAUCACCUUUCCCCCAAAGCGGCCUUCAUGCGGCUGAUUUUGGAUGGAGAGCCAUUGACUAUGGCAGAACUCACGUAUCUGCCAAAGUCUGGCCGGCUAAUUGGACAGUCAAUGCGCCACUCUUCCCGGAAUAGCACGCUCAGGAAUGUUCUGGAAUCUUCGCUGACCAGUAACCGCAGUGACCGUGUGUACUCAUCAGCCAGCAGUGCCAGACCAAUCACCCGCAAAAAGAGUAAGAUCAAGGUGCGCACUGCCAGUAUCUCUGAGCCAAGUGACAGUGACAAGGAUAUUCCGAAUACUCCAGUCAUAUCGCAUGUUGUCUUGCAACACCAGGAGGACAUCAAGAGGAUGGAUGAGCUCCGUGGUCAGAUUGGGGACGAUUGGCUGCGCUAUCAACAUCACCUGAACAGUCCCAGUGAGGGGCAAACGGGCAACUCUGAGGUGGCCAACUCCCCUGACAAGGAUGAAGCCAACAGCUCCUCCAGCAUCUUCCAUCGCAGAAGCAGCCUGGACGCUGCCUCCGAGGAUUCAGGAGAUCAUGCCAGGAGCAACGAGACCACUCUGCUGGCCCCGGUCGGCAACCAGGAUGAAUGCGCCGCCUCCAGCUAUCUCGCUUCUGAAGAAGGAGCUUAUUUGAAUAAUUCUGUGUCACUAAUGGAGACACAGGAAGAGGAGGAGGAGGAAACAGUGAGAGAUGUCUGCCAGCCCUUCAUCGUUGGCCGGUUGGUGGAGGAGGAGCCUGAGUUGGAAAGCAGCUGGAUGUUCCUGAGAGUGACAGAGGACCAGCUCCUGGAGGUGGAUCUGAUGAAUGCAGACGUCCUGGAGAAACUGGAGCUGAGCAGCCUGACAGCCAUCCACACCUCCGAAGAGUUCUGGGAGAGCAGAGGACAGGCUCUCCCGGCAGUGGAGUGUUCCUUCAGUUACAUUCGCAGGGACAAACGCAAGAGGAAGUACGUGAUCCUGGACAAGAAUCCCCAGGAUGCCUCUGAGAUGCUGGUUAAGAUCCUGAGUGACGCAUUGGAAGCCAACCAGAGGGCAAUGCAGGAGCAUUUUCCCAAACUCCAGUGUUUGAAGUGUCGACACGAGUUCACAGUUUCCCCACAGGAGCGGGAGGCUGCUCACGGCCUCUCCGAGCGUUCCAGUGUUGGACAAGCAGAUGACCCAGAUUACCUGCAGAUUGAGAGUCCAAAGUCCUCGCCGACCUGCCCCAAGUGCGCGAGUGAGAUUGUGAUCAUUGUGCCGUCCGAGAUAGACACGUGCACCAGCACACCCAUCCACCCGGAGGAUGAAGUUGACAAGGUGGAUGUCCUGAAGAUCGCUUUCACAGAUGGCAGUACCACAGGGAGCAUGAAGAGUAUUGAAUCUCCGAGCAGACUGAGUCUGGACGCUGGACCUGGGGUACUGGGUGAUGGUGCCACUGACAUGUUGAGCAUGGACCCAGAGAUCUACUCCUUCGCUGCCGGCAAGUGUGCCAGCUUCUAUUUGGAGUGCGACCAGAGCUGCAGCAGCAGUGUGAGGGACGGCAGUCGGGUUUCUGACACCUCCUUGGGUGAGGUGGAUCCCAGCCUGGGGGCACUGGAGCAGUCUGUGCACACAGCUCCUCAGGGUGGCUGCAGUCCUGGCGUGUAUUGUGGUAGCGCUAACCAGAGGGGGAGCACCGACAGCCUGACCUGGAGCUAUCGCUACGGCACUCCUGGACUGACGCCGAGUUCACCGCGCUCUGAAUGUGGGGAUGAUCUCUCUACAACCAGCAAAGUAGCCGAGUUCAACUUGUCUGUCGAGGAUUUUCAAACCAUUGACCACAGGCUGAAGCUGUUCCUCGACGUUGAGGUUUUCAGUGAAGAUAAGGAGGAGUAUCGGUGCUUUGUCAAGGCAUCUACAGUGAAAUACGGGAGCCCUCAGGAGUACCCGUCAUUGCUGAUCAUGUCGAAUUUCAGUGUCUACAUCUUGGAAAUCACUGGACCCGUCAGUGGUCAGCCAGCUACCUGGCUCAGGAAACGCGAGGUGCACCCUAUACUGGGCCUGGUGCACAUACAGGUGGGCCUUCGUACCCAGAGCAUCAGUAUGGAGUUUGACAGCUCAGGGGCAUCCUAUACAUUGCUGAUCCGAAAUCCUUCCAAGUGCAAGAGCUUCAUGCAGUUUUUCACAGACAUGGUACGGGAAUUGACCCCAAGAUCAAUCAGUAACCUGGAAUCCAUCUCCUUCACCCGCAUGGACCCACAGCACAAACUCUGGCCCCUUAUCUGUGAGCAUCCAGCUGCUGACUCACCGGACUAUCAGUGUCCCAAUUACCUGUAUGUGCUGGCAUUCCUUCUCGAAGAUGAUGAUCUUUCUCCGGUGAGUGUGGUUGCUACCUCAACCACUAUCUACUUAUUGGUGGAGGACCAUCAGUGGAGGAAGGUGAUGGGCGAAAUGGACAAUCCUUUGCCUCAAGAGGUUCCAAUGAAAGAGAGCCAAGCCAUCAGUGAUAUCAGCUCAGUCAGCCUCUAUCAAUCUGCUCCACAUGACAUCCAGCUCCGGUUCUACCAUGAGGUAAGCCGGACUGAAAGCACCUGGCAUCUGCGGACCGAGUGUGUGGAGCUGGUGAAAGCUGUAGUGGACUGGGUCCAGGAGCCAUGGAAGGAGAUGUUCGGGGUACCACUGAAUAUUGCUGUUCACCAAACGCUGAACUAGACUGGGAGAUGGGAAUGUGUUAAGCCCAAGGUGCUUGUGAUCAGAAGGGAUACGUGAGAGGGUGUGAUUUUCAUGAAAUGACCAGAGGUUGAUUCCUGCUGGUGGGAAGGGCUUGUAUUUAGGCUUUACAAAGGGAAUGUUGCAAUCCCUGUGGAUUAAUGACUGUGAUCAUGAUGCCCUGCCUCAUGUUGAGUUUUUGCCUUGUCUCUCUUUUUGUCCGUCACCUUUUAUACAAAAGUGUUUUUUUUUUAUUUUAAGUUUUCCAUCCUGCUGAUAGUGGGACAGAUCCCUGGCAUCAGCCACUCUCAUCAGGGGCUGCCCUGACCCUCAGUGCUCGCAAGAAGGCUUGUUCUUAGAGUGGCCAAUGGCCAAGACUCUUGUUUCCUCCUUUCCUGCUUUUGUUUGAGGGGUUAGUUGGUGAGUGUAAUUUAGUUGAAGCCUGUGUAGUGUUCAAACUCAUGAACUGAUUGGGGAGAAGGGAAGGAAUUUGAGGUUUAUUGACCUGUACUGAGUUGCAAUUGGGGAUUUUGUUUUGCAUCUUAACCUCACUUACUUGGUUGUGGUAACAGUCUCAUUAACCAGUGCGCACCAUGGGGUUGCUGCUCUGGUUAAGGAGGGGGCUGAGAUGACCUCUCCUCACUGCACCACAUUAUAUACACUUGGUGGAUCAUUCUGCGCCCACUUCCUUUCAAUAGUAUGUUGGGAAUCCCAAUCCCACUGCCACAGAGCUCCCAUGUUAUCCACGUUUGAACAGCCCCAUAGAUUCCCAUUGUAUCCCAGAGCACAUCUCCCCCUUAGAGAGCUCUUUGCUGUCACUCCGAGUUACACAGACUCCCUUCUAGUCCCAGGCCAGGCCUACCCAGAUGAAUGUGGUGCCUACCUCCACUCGCCCGCUGGGUGCAGUCAGAUGGAAUCGUGAGGAGGAUGGGAUAGGCAUUGGCGAAACCAGAAAAUGUUUGUUCUGACGUGAUUUCCAAUACUUAGUUUUAGCACCAUCACCACUUCUACCCCCCUCAGGGUAGCUAAUCUGCUUCUCGCAGUCCUGUUUGUGUCCAGUGUUGUAUGAAUCAGGUGUGGGUGCACCUUUAUAGAUUACUUGGAAAUUCCUUCAAGACAAACUAGUAUCUGAGUUGAAGCCAAGCAGCAAAUGACAGUCUAGGAGGCCAAGUCUUGUUUAACUACUAAACCCUGAAUAGAGGGAGUGCAGCUUAUAGUGAGGUGGGGGUCGCAAUCCCUGCAAGAGGCAGGAUAAUUCACAUCUGUUCUCUGGACUCCAGGAUGAAGGAUGGCUGGUCCUGGGUGCAGAGUAUACCGUUGUCUGAAGUUUAUCUACACACCCACUCUCAGCACAGGAAACAUUGGGGUAAUUCUAACCCCUCAACUGGAUUCACAUCUCCACCAACUUGUUUCAGGCCCUGUGUCACCACAACUGCCUACAGAUGCAAUGUGAAGUGAUACAUAUUCCUUGUCUGGUUUUCUCCCCCUGCAUUUUCUUCAGAGUGCUUCCCUGCUCUUUGGUCAGUGAUCAGCUUGCUGGGUGGAUUAGCUGUUGCACAGGACACUGCUGUGAGUGCCUCUUCUCCUGAAUCCUGUGUAUGAUGUAGAGACAGAGGCACACAUUUCCUUAAGACCAUUGGUAUUGGUGAGACAGCUCUCUAGUUGCUGCCAGCUUUUUGCAUUACAUGACUCGUUCUUCUAUUGGGUAUUGCAGACUCCUCUGUUCUGUCCCUUAGUUUACCUGGCAGGUGGUGAGGCUAUUGCCAGUGAGCAUGCUUGUGGUUCUGUGCCAUUGAUCAUUGUGUUGUCUUCCAACCCUCACCCCUUCAUACCCACGCGGUUGGCCGCUUGCCAUUGUACCAAAGGCUCGGACGUGUCUGUGCAGAUUAAUGCGCUGACCACUAGUUGGAUGCCAGACAGGACAGAGGGUCUGAAGACCCCUCAUCUCACUAUGCACACAAGCACAUACUCCCUGACCUAGUCAGAGAGCUUAACGUAGAUGAUGAUCACGGGCACUGACUGGUGAUCGCAAGGGGGCAUCGGGUCCAACUGUUCUUUGAAUCACUGGCCAAGGUUGCCUGGAGGUACAUGUACUGAUCUGCUGGGGAUAGUAGACAAGCUCCUUUGGGACAAUGCUACUUAUUGCACCUACCCCAUCAGAUAAGGCCAUAUCUUCUUCACAGGAAGAAUUUUAGAUGACCCAUUUUGUUUUUAAUCUAUUUGCAUUGAAACUAUGGAGUGGAAGUAAGUACACUCAUUACUGGGUGUGUGAACUGAGAAUUUGUACAGUAGACCAAGCAUGUCUGGACUCUUGCACUGAAGCCAGGAAUGUAUUUAUCUUUAAAAGUGGAUUUGCUAUAUGCACUGUGAUUGUUUAAGUUGUCUAUCCUGUAUUUUUGAUAACUGAGAAUAAAUAUCAAUGUGAAGCU
Molecule: messenger RNA, 6090 nt
Organism: Hemiscyllium ocellatum (epaulette shark)
Lineage: Eukaryota; Metazoa; Chordata; Chondrichthyes; Orectolobiformes; Hemiscylliidae
Gene: stk11ip
Product: serine/threonine kinase 11 interacting protein
Exons: 26
Coding region: 83-3664 (1193 amino acids)
Biological process (GO): intracellular protein localization
Cellular component (GO): cytoplasm
Molecular function (GO): protein binding
Source: RefSeq, a predicted model, not a curated record